CCUUCUCCUCCUCUUCUUUCAACUCUAACACCACCACAACAACAAACACCACCCUCAUCCCACUGCAGUAGACCAUGUUCAGCAGGAGGAGUCCAACUACGCAUCAAAAAGAGACGCAGUGAGCCGGCGUCUCGUCCUCACUCAUGGCAUUCGACAAAGCUGGGUGAAGGUCAGCAGCAGUCGGACCGGGGCGGGACGGACACGAUGAGCAGUGCCUGGCACCACAACUACCAUGCUAGUGCCUCGACCACCGACCUGUCCGGCGGGUUUGACUCUAGCGGCAGCUACCUGAGGAAAAGUCCGGACCAGUACAGUUCAAGGGGCAGCAUGGAGAGCCUGGACCCUCCUCAGUCCUCCCACCUUAACUCCGGAGCUCAGAACCACCACCCAUUGGGCCACCACACCCACAGCGGAUCCCACCCAGCCUACUCCUCCUGCCACCAGCUGUCCUCUGCCAGGUCCUCCAACAGCAUCGACCACCUCCACAGCAAACGAGACUCUGCCUACUCCUCCUUCUCUACCAGCUCCAGUAUCCCAGAGUGCCUCGCCUCCACCCCUUUCUUCAGCCCAGAGCGCUCUUAUUCGCUUGAGACCGUCCCUCAGAGAGAAGAAGGAAGUGGAGAGAAGCAGCAAGCUGACAUAUGUGACAUCCGGACGGUUUGCGAUGCCCAGAAGGGCCUAUCCCAUGAUCAAGAGCUCAGCUCCACCUCCGCCGCAUUGCUGCGCAACAGCGAUUCUAAUAGCGAUGGAGGGGUGAGGCCGAGGCAAAGCCAAGACCUACAAGGUUCAGUAAGUGGGAUCUGUUACCGUGGCAGUAGCAGUGGCAGCAGCAGCAGCAGUAGUGGUAGCAGUAGUGGUGGUGUACCCGCAUCAAACAGACACAGUGUGGGUCCAAUAUGGUGCCCGGCAGCCAGUCGCAGCUCCUAUGAGAGCCUGAAGGGGGCGCCGGCUCCACCGAGACGCAGUGACAGCUACGCAGCCAUCAGGAACCACGAGAGACCAAACUCCUGGUCCAGUCUGGAGCACGCCCGGUCUCUACGGUCUCUGCACAAAGGUUCCUGGCAUCACUCCAGUGGCCCUGUGGCCUCAGCUAAAGGCUCGUACGGUGCUGAGGGUCAGCUCCACACAGUGAUAGAGAAGAGUCCAGAGAGCAGCCCCACCACAAAGCCUCGACAGGGUGGUUGCUUUCCCCAGCCCCCUUCCUUUGCUGGACCUUCCUCUGGACCUGCAGGCCCCAUCCCUCAGUCUGGCCAGCUCAUUAUGCCAAUGGGCAUGUACACCGUCCCCCAGCUUGAGCCCCACUACCCACAGAUGUCCAGCACCAGCCACGGGCCGGGCUCCUUGGGAGUUUUCCCCACCCUGGCCAAGGAAAGCAGCCGACAGCAGCAGCAGCUGCAGGACGUUGAAGGGAGAGAGGAAGGAGCAACAGAGAAGCAGAGGGAUGGAAGGAUGUCAACUACAGAAAAUGGAUACCAAAACAACAUUUCUUCACUAUACCCCUAUUCCACUUCUUCACAAUCUGCCUCUUCACAGCUCAGAACUCAAGCACACAAGGCAGACAGGCCUCAACAGGAAGAGUCUAACUCUGAACUCUACAGACCCAACAUGAAAACAGCUGGAGAGGGAUCAAAGGACCAGACAGGAGACCACAGGCCCCCAAAUCACCAGGGAUCUCAAGGUCAGAGAUUCCAAGGGUCCAAUAUUCAUACAAGCCAGAGACCUCACAGCCAAGUGUUCCAGGAACAGAAGCAGGAUUUCCAUAUUCCCAACAUCCAAUCUACUGCUAGAUCCAGCCCCCCAUCCUCACAAGAACGGAGGGACCCCUGCAUACCUGUCAUGUCCAGGGGAGACCGGAGCAGAUCAAUGGACCAGACCAGCACUCAUUCAGAGCCAGUGACAUCCUCCAGGCUCACACAGGGACAAGUGCUCCAUUCCCACUUACCUGUUCACCCUCAGCUUCAGGCCCUACACCCCUCCAUCUCCCAGCCUUCUCCCUGUCACCUCAGUAACUCAGCAGCUCUGCAGUAUCAACACUGGGAUCACAUAGAGCAGGACAAAGACAGAGAACACCCACUGACCCAUCUAGAGAUUGCCCUUGCUGAGGUCCAGCGAUGCUCCAGCCCCAACAGUGUCGUCUCUGCAGGUAGCCAUGGUAACAGUAGCUUUGGCGAUGUCAGCCAUGGACCUGUCCGCAGCCUCUCUGUCCUGGAGAAGGUCAUUCGUUUUGAGCAGCAGGAACGCACCGGAAAGCAGCGCAGUCACAGCACCACCAACGCACAAGACAAAGCCACCCAUCUUAGGAUAACUGAGAAAGGCCGGAGCUCCCCCUGUGGAGCAGAUGACCUCAGAAAUAUGCUGCAGAGAAGCACCAGCGGGAACAAAGCCCACAGGACUAUGAGCUACAGAGGAGGCAGCAGUGAACACAUGAAAUACAGGACCCUAGCAGAUCCCAGUUCAGCCCUCCAGAGGAGCCGCAGCACCUUCCAGCUGGAUGAAUCCAGGGAGGUUAACAGCAGUAAAGACUUCCCCCGGACACAGGACAUCCAAGAGAUACUGGGCUCCAUGUUGGACACGUCCUUCAACAGAUCUUACAGGGACUCCUUGAAAGACGCCCAGUCUAAGGUCCUGCGGUCUACCUCUUUCAAACGAAGAGACCUCAGCUCCUCAAUCAGCUCUCCGCCUCUCGCAGCUACUCCUCCCAUUUCCUCCUCCAGCAGCCAUCAGACUCGACAUGUCCCUGCCAAGCACCACUUGCUGGAGAAGAAAGGUCCAAAAACCAUGCCCAAACCCCAGGGCAUCGUCAUUGUACCACAAUUUCCACCACCGGGCACUUCCCUUCACACCCCAAAGGAGCGGCAUGUGGUCAGCCCUGACACUCGAGGCCCAAGCCCCCCAGCCCUCCCCAAUGUCCCGCCAGUUGGACCUCCUGCUCUGAUGCGGAUCUGUGGCCGCAAGCGUCUGACUGUGGACCACAAGAAGCGAUCAUACUCAGAGCCAGAGAACAUGAACGAGGUUGGGGUGUCAGAUGCAGAAACUGCUGCCCUCUUCAGGCGUGGAGGAGAUACCAGCGUGGCAGACCGGAGGAAGAUGUUUGAACGUGUCGGGGGCGGGACUCAAAAUACUACAUCAAGGCCCGACUUGCGGCAGCUUCAGCAUGACGCUCUGGCUGAUUACGUGGAGAGGAAGAGAAGCGUGAAAAGAGACAAGGGAGGACAGAGGAGUGGACUGAGGCCCUGUAGUGCUUAUUUACAGCCUGAAAACAGCAACUAUACUGUCUCUUCCUGUCACUCAGACACCCUCAGCCUCUCCCCUGCCUCCAGCCUGCUCUCCCUCCAGGACUAUGGUGCAGAUCGAAGCUCCUCCACCCUUCCUCCUGAAGCCGACCUGUGGAGCCUUCAGUCCAACUUCUUCUACCCAGGCAGGGUGACUAUUCCAAGGGCUCCAUCGCACUCACCAUCUGGUGCUCCUUCUGGCUCCAUCCCUGAGCCCCAGGCCCAGGUCCUGCAGGAUAUCUACCCUGAAACAGCGCUCAGGAGAAAGAGUCUGUCCUCCAGCAAAGACUUGCAGCAGCUGGCCACAGAGACUCAACUCCACCUGGGACUGUCCAAGCAGCUCAACGGGGCUCUGCAGAGGGCAGGGUCAGCUUGGGGUUCCGGGAAGUCAGCUUCUGCAGAGGAUCUCCUAGAGAGAUCUGAGGAGAGACAAAUGACUCCUCAACACUACCGCUCCCGCUCCUCCCCCACAGCAGAGAGACUUAACCAGGACUUUCCUCCAGGUGACGUCAGGAUGUUUGGGGUCUUCAUUUCUGAACUUGGGCGUCACUCUCUGGCUGAGGACAGACCUGAAGAAGUCCAACUAUCAGACGGGUUUAUCUCUCUUCAACACUCCCAAAACAGUCUGAACUCCGUCCAGCCUGCGGGACCUUCGCAAGACCCAGGCUCCUCCCACACUCCUGUCACUAGGGAGCGACAGAAGAACAGUGAGCGGCAGCGAGCCCACAGCACCUCAACUUUGGCAGCCUCCGUUGGCCUGCCCUCUCCCCUCUCUCCACUGCACAGUGCUGAGUGGCAUGCUAGCGAGAGGCUGAGCCAAGCCAACUUGGAUGCCAUCACCUUCCCAGGCAUCCCGCAACCCAGCACAGGUGAUGGUGAUGGCAGUAACACUACUGGCUUCAAUGAAACCCUGGUGAUGGACAGACAGACAAGACACAGUUUGAGUGACGCCAGCAUAUUAGAAGACACUGCAAAGGACAUGUAUAGAGGAAGAGCUUUCAGUUUAGAGAUGAGAGCAGGUUAUUCUGCAGAAAACAGUAAACAAGUUUUGCCCCAUUUCCAGUUUACAUCCCCACCAAACACGACGGACAGUGGAAACAUCAUGUCAUCUCCUCCCCCAUCCUCCCAUUCGUCCAUUCCCCAACACCUGUUCUCACUGCGGAUCUCAGAGUCCAGCCUCUUCAGCUCUAUCGACCAGCAGCAACUACUAGAAUCCUCCACAGGCCAAUCGCAGAAGAACUUUGAUGAGGUCUUCCUCCAAAAUCCUGCCUCUCCGUCACCUCCUCUGCCAAUCAAAGAGACUAGCAUCUUGGAGGACUUUCCUCCUCCUCCUCCCCUGGAGUUAGAGCAGGAAGCUGGACACCAGACUGUGGAAAGUCCUACCAUGGAGUUCCUAAACAACUCCAUCAUUACUACCAGGAAGUUAUCCCUGCACUCCCCUUCAAUGUCACCUUCCUCCUCCGUAUUUCCUUUGCCUUGGCCCAUCCUUCUUCCAACCCAGAAGCCACAGCCCUCCACCAUCACCUCCAUCACCACAUCCACUACAACCAAGGACAGCCUAAGUCUAGAGUACCAGCCCCUGCCCAAGAGGGAAAAGACAUCCGAUGAGCUACGAGUGGAGGCGCUGGCCCUUCAGCUGGUGUUGCAGGACCGGUCUCUGUUGCCCAUCCUGGAAACGUGGGGGGGUAAAUCCACUGUAGAGCUUAUGGAGGAGACUUUUCCAAACAGCAGAUUGGUUGAUAAAUCACCAUGGCAACGCAGGGGCAGUAGCAGAUUGGAUGACAGGGUCCAAGAUGGCGUUUGUGAUCCUGCUCAGUGCACGGCAACGGAUCCAGGGAAAGAGACAGAUCUGGAUGAGGAUGAGAAAGACCUAAACACCAAGAAGGUGGAGCUGUGUGAGGCUCUUAGGCGCAGCGUGGUGACUCUGCAGCAGGAGAAGGAGGUGCUGUGUGAGGAGCAGAGAUGUCACCAGGCGCUGGGGGCGAGCAUUGAAACAUUGGUGCAGGAACGCCUCAAAACCAACGAGAGGGACAAGUACAGCAUGUUCAUCGGAGAUCUGGAGAAGAUCGUGAACCUGCUGCUGUCUCUGUGCAGCCGGCUGUCGAGGAUCGACAGAUCUCUGCUCGCUCUAGAGAGAGAGGAGCUGAUGCAGGAGGACACGGCAGACGAGAGGGACUGCCUCCAUCACAAACGCUCUCUGCUCCUUAGUCAAACCGAAGACGCUCGGGAACUGAAGGAGAACCUGGACCGGCGGCAGCGUGUGGUCCACGCCAUUGUGUCUGGAUAUUUCACCAAACUGCAGCUCCAGGACUACCGCCACUUUGUCAGCACCAAACCCUCCCUUCUGAUCCGCCAACGGCACCUCGACGACCUCAUACGGCAGGGAGAGGAGAAGCUGACACAAUUGGCCGAGAGCCUGCCACACGAGCUGGCGGAGGCUCGCGGUUGGUCGAGAGGGUGUCUGUUCUCGUCAUCAAGCCUCGCCCACUGUUCUUCUCCGUUUCAACCACUCCUUCCACCCUCUUUGCUUCCAGGCCCCGCCCACUUAGUCAGGUCCACAACUGUGACAUCAUUGUGAAGUCACGGAAAUGGAUGGGAAAUGAAGAAGAGACAAUUGGCUCCCUAAAAACUCACCCCGAGCUCGAGUUAUGUUCUAAAUUGAAGGAGCUUUACAUGGAGGAAGAGUAAACAACUAUGCAGACUCUACACAUGAAGAAGAAAAGCCUUGUGCCUCAUUCUAUUCACACGUGACUGUACGUUACAUCUCCUUUCACUUAAAAAUCUGCAACCAACGCUGUGUGGACUAAACCGACUGCUGCCAAUAUUUCUAAUGAUCCUCUGCUCUGAAAGGAGAUAAUAACCACCAGGCGUUUUUAGGUUGGAAACUCAUUGUGCAAAUACUUCAAAGGUCAAUUCCAGUGUUGGCUCAUGUUCGAAAUACUUAAUAUUUUUGUCUCAAUAUCUAAAUAUUCUACACAUCCCUCUCAGUAAAGACGAGAGCAGAGAUUUAAAGCUGUAAAUGUGAAGUUCAGCUUCAAUGUAUGUUCCAUUCUCCAGUUAGUUUAGAAGGCCAGACGACCUCCAUGCGCUCAACGGUUGCUUCGGCCCUGCAUUCACCAAUAACAUGAGAACUCUUUACGGAAACCCUGAAGGCAAGUGAUACAUUUCUCAUGAUCCAUUUUCUAAGUCUGAUCUAAAUAGUUUUUCCUCUACUGUGACUUAAGAACUUGUGAAAAAAAGGUUUAACCAGGAUAAUAUUUCUAAUCUGUGAAACAGGUGAGAAAAAAAGUUUUGUCUGGUUAUAGAGUUAGAGUUAACUCUAUAGAGUUAUAGUUUUUUCGUCCAUUAGGUGAGUUUUAAAUUCCUUAAGUUAUGUAACAUUAAUGCCUAUUGUAGCCAAAAUGAGUAUUACAACAACAAACACUAAAAAUUAUCCUGAAUAAAUAGCGUUUUUCCAAAACUGUUUUCACAGAUGAAAAAGUGACUUGAUCCAGGAAAACCUUUUUAUUUUUCACUUGGCAAAACCUUUUUUUCUAUCCUGUUACACAGAUGAUUUCUUUUCUUUUUUUAUUUAAUAAGGAAAGAUUAUUUUCGAAAAACUUUUUUUUUCCUCUGUGAGAUAAUAAUUUAGAUCAGACUUGAAUCACCAUAAAUGUAAAAGGAUAGAAAUGUAAUCUUACAAAUGAAAGAAAAGUCCUGCUCACUCUGGAAUUGUCCUUAAACAACCCUGACGGUGCUUUCAGGAACCUCAAACAUUCAGACGCUCAUCCAGGAACUAUUCAUUUCUGCUGACAAGAUGAAGUGAGCUACUGCUUUUAUCUCCAAAAGACAAAAUAAUAUCUUUAGAAUAAGAUAUAAUUUUGUCCUCUUGUCAAACUUUCAAAGAUUUUACAAGAUCAGCUAAGCUUCCGCACAUACACAGGCAACUUACAAAAGUGAAUUACCCCAAAAUUGGAUGGGCACUAUUUUUAUUUUACUGCUACGAAAAGAAUCAAUCAUCAGUUAACUCUUAGAAACUGAGUGAGUAUAUCCUGAAGGCUAACUGUUGUGAUCACUGUCACAUGAUGCUGUAACACUGCUACUGUCACUGUCUGUAUGUCUGGAGCUUGUAGCACUUUUUACUGAAGCAGCUUGAUUACUGUUGCUGCAGAACUUACACUGAAUGAUAAACAUUGUUCUACUUGUGCCUCUUUAAACAUUGAUUUGAUAAAACACUUCAAAUGGUCAAAAAUGGAGUUUAGAUUCUAAAGAUGUCCACGGCAUGAGUUGUUUGCAGACAUCAACACGGUUUAAUUUGGAAUUUUAUGUUUUCAAUUAUUUUUUCUUCCCUGUUAAAAGUUACAACAUUUACAAGGGACUGCAACCAUUACCUUAACUUCUGAAUAAUCUCAUUCAGUUUCUGAUAAAUCGAUUAGAUAUUUAGUCCUUAAAAUAUCAAGAGAAUGCCACAAUUUACUAUACCAACAAAUAUUUAAUUUAUAAUGAUAUGAAACACAGAAAAGAAGCAACAAUUAAACAAUCAUUGAAAUUGCUGAUAAAUGUCCUGUCAAUCACCUAAAUCAUUAAACUGACUGGUUGUGUUUAUGGUUCAAUUCCUCGCUCAGUUUUGAAUGCAUAUCAAGUUUUCCAGGUUCUAACAAACUUAGUUUCCCAGUAAGUAGCUGUCUCACACAAUGAUUUGAUCUGACUUUGAACAGCUGCUGAAACCUACCAUACAUGAAGGAUAAAACCUUGUUUUAAAUUGUAUUUUAACAGUCCUCUUGUAGGGUGUCUGUGAAAUAAAACAGCGUUUAUUUCUCUA
Cottoperca gobio is the source of this 8073-nucleotide messenger RNA. RefSeq names its product shroom family member 3 (gene shroom3). The transcript is spliced from 24 exons. The record is from RefSeq and is a predicted model, not a curated record. Gene Ontology annotation, biological process: actin filament organization. Gene Ontology annotation, molecular function: actin filament binding. Bases 205 to 5850 code for a protein of 1881 amino acids. Gene Ontology annotation, cellular component: cortical actin cytoskeleton; apical plasma membrane; apical junction complex. Lineage: Eukaryota; Metazoa; Chordata; Actinopteri; Perciformes; Bovichtidae.